Messenger RNA from Eriocheir sinensis (Chinese mitten crab), 4997 nucleotides. It is a transcript of the gene Ocrl, whose product is annotated as inositol polyphosphate 5-phosphatase OCRL-like. The record is from RefSeq and is a predicted model, not a curated record. Gene Ontology annotation, molecular function: phosphatidylinositol-4,5-bisphosphate 5-phosphatase activity; inositol phosphate phosphatase activity. The transcript has 19 exons. Gene Ontology annotation, cellular component: membrane. Gene Ontology annotation, biological process: phosphatidylinositol dephosphorylation; signal transduction. NCBI's taxonomy places the organism in Eukaryota, Metazoa, Arthropoda, Malacostraca, Decapoda, Varunidae. Bases 324 to 3059 code for a protein of 911 amino acids.
UGCCGAGUUAUCCCUCAGCGCGGGGCCGGCCUGUGCUUCCCGGGGGCCGCGUCCUGCACGGGGUGCCCUCGGGGGGCGGCCGUCAGGCAGGCAGGCAGGCGUGGUCCAGGCACAGGGACGAGGCGGUCACGGCCCCUCUUAAUUAAUACUGGUCACGCAAUUACCAAGUUUACAGCCGCUAAUUACGUGCACGACUGGGGAGACUGGCGGGCAGGGUGGGCGUGGGCUGGGGUGUUGCUGCCCGCCGCCACACACUGACACAAGGGACACAAGUAUUCCAAAAUGUAGAGCAGUGGUCAGUGUAGUGCCACAGCAGCACCACCAUGGAGCUUUCCCCACACGUGCAGGAAAAGCUCCUCCCGGGCCACAAACUCACUGCUGUCAUUGAAGCGGGACUUGUACAGGAAUUUGUUAAGACAACGCGUGUCAUUGCACUGGUUGAGGUGGCUUCCCAUGAGUCUAAGCAGGGUGGUGAACAAGCCCUUCUUAUUUUCCAAACUGCCCGAGUCCCUGUCCACAGUGCAAUUGAUCUUAGUAUUGAACAGAUCAUACCCAUUGACACCAAUCUCAAAUGUGAAAUUGACACAUCAAGCACUGAUGUUGACACAGACGUCCUGGUGAACGUCACAUCCGGCAAGCUUCGAAUUUUAUUUGAAAUGCCAUUCGGCCAGAGAACAAACACCUUUGUCUCGGAAAUCUUAAGAGCAGCUGAAGUGAUAGGCAAGAGGAGGGGGCCUCCACCCGAGUUCACAUGGCUGCAGCCAUACCAGCAGAGCUCUAGCAAUGGCCCGCAGGAGAAGGACACUGUCAGCACAGCCUCCACUGUGGCGGCGGGCGACUUGGACAGCCUGGCCCCGGAUGCUGCCAGUCUGGGUGAUGUUAGUGUGGAUGUAGCCCAGACCUCACCCCCACCCUACCUUCACCCUGCUGUCAGUAAUGCAGAAAGCAGUAGUUUGCAUAAUGAUGAAGACAGGAGUCCUGAGCUAAGAGUCAACCGCCACAGCAUUGCUGCCGGGCUGUCCCCAACACCCAUUGCUGCCAGAGAGAGCCACAUCAAGUACCAGAUGACCUUGAGAGAAGAUGCUUACACUGACAUCCAUGAGUUCACAGUGUUUGUGGGGACCUGGAAUGUGAACGGGGGGUCACCAACGGUAGGAUUGUCUGAGUGGCUUGCAGUGGAUGCUGAGCCCCCAGAUGUGUAUGGCAUAGGUUUUCAGGAGCUGGAUCUCAAUACAGAGGCUUUCCUCUUCAAUAACACACCAAAGGAGAAGGAAUGGCUAAAUGCAGUGCUGACUAGUGUCCACCCAAAGGCAAAGUUCCAGAAGGUUCGGCUGGUACGCCUGGUGGGCAUGAUGCUCAUUGUGCUGGUGCAGGAGAAGCACCUGGCCUAUGUGCGAAAUGUUGCUGUGGAUACUGUGGGGACUGGCAUCAUGAAUAAGAUGGGCAACAAGGGAGCAGUGUCAGUGAGGCUUGACCUUCACAGCACUUCCAUCUGCUUUAUCAAUGCCCACCUAGCAGCUCACCAGGAGGAAUUGGAGCGCCGCAAUGAAGACCAUGACUGCAUUUUUCAGAGAACCUGUUUUCAGAUGAACAUGAAUAUCAACAGUGUACCCAAGGCUAUUAAAGACCAUGACCACAUCUACUUUCUAGGAGAUAUGAACUACAGAAUUAACCCUUGCGACAUGAAUAUAAGGGAGGUUGCUAGUAGUCCAGACUUUAUAAACCUGUUGGAGCACGAUCAGUUGCUGCAACAGAAGAACCAGAAACGAAUCUUCCACAAGUUCAAAGAAGGGGAAAUUACCUUCAAACCAACCUUCAAAUAUGAUACUGACAGUGAUGAAUGGGAUUCAAGUGAGAAGGCCAGACAGCCAGCUUGGUGUGACAGAAUCCUAUGGUAUGGAGAGGGCAUUAACCAACGUGUGUACCGGUCCCACCCAGAGCUGAAGACAAGUGACCACAAGCCUGUCAGUGCCUUGUUCACAGCUGGAAUCAAAGUAAUUGAUACUAGGAGAUAUCGACGCAUUUAUGAGGAGGUGAUGAAGAAGUUGGACAAGCUUGAGAAUGAGUUCCUACCUCAAGUGACCAUUGAUACAACAGAAAUCAUAUUUGGACCUAUCAAGUUCCUACAAGCACAAACCAAGUACCUGACCAUUGCUAAUACUGGACAGGUGCCUGUCCAAUUUGAGUUCAUCAAGAAGCUGAAUGACACCAGUUACUGCAAGCCGUGGCUGUCUAUAAGACCCUACGUGUACUUCAUAGUGCCAGGUGACAAGUGUGACGUGGCUCUGGAGGUGAUGGUGGACAAGCGAACGGCCUCCCAGCUGAACUCAGGUUUGGACAAACUGUACGAUAUUUUGGUGCUGCAUUUGGAGGGAGGGAAAGAUCUCUUCAUUACCAUCAAUGGUGAUUAUGAGAGGAGUUGCUUUGGCUCAUCCAUCAAUGCUCUAGUGCACAUGAAUAAGCCGUUCAGGGAGGUGCCAGUAGCCAAGCUCAUUGACCUGGAGAGUAGCCACCCUAAAGACCUGAGUGAGAUGCCAUAUGCCGUCCCUAAAGAGCUGUGGUACCUAGUGAACCACCUCCAUUCUCAUGCCCUUCAAGUCAAGGGACUCUUCACCUACCGUGGCCUUCAUAAGGAAAUUAUUGAAAUCAGAACCAGCCUGGAUGAGGGGGUCCCCAAUGAUGUGCUGCCAGGGAGUGUGCAUUCAGUGGCUGAGGCACUCCUGCUCUUCCUGGAAGCACUACCUGAGCCAGUCAUCCCUUACAACCUCUACCAAGCAGCUCUAGAUGCCACACCUAACUUCUCCUUAUGCAAAGCAAUUAUCUCAAAGCUACCUGACCACCAUCGCACUGUAUUCACCUACCUGAUAGCCUUCCUGAAGGAGCUUUUGAACCACUCCAAUGAUAAUGAGCAUGACAUCAAGACACUCGCCCAUAUUUUUGGAUGCAUCCUGCUGAGGGAAUCACCCAAUCAGCUAAAUGAGCGGCGUGUCCCUAAAGAGGCUAUUGAGAGGAAGAAGCAGACAUUCAUCCACCACUUCCUCAUGAAUGACUAUGAGUAGCCUGUGACUCACCCACUGCUAGCUUGUUGUUGUUAAAACCAUUGUAUAUAUAUUUGAAGUGCAAUUGCUACCUGAUCACAAUAAUUCAAUGUUGAUAAAAAAAUUAUGUUGAAAAUCUCGUCUCAUAAAUACUUUUGAGGAAUUAUGAAAUUAUUUCUUUAUUUUAGAGAUGGCAACUCUGUAUCCCAGUUUGUGUGGUGCAAAUAGUCUAAAAUUUUAGGCUCAUAUAAUACAUGAGGGGAAGAAGGGGUUUAGGAACUCAAGCCUUCCUUCUUGUACCCAAACAAGGUCACAGAACAUAGAAGUGUAUACUGUGUCUGUCCAGGAUCCACUUUAUCUUUGUAGACAGACAGGCAUGUGUGGGUGACUUGGGUGUUAUGUGGAAUAUGUGGACAGUGCAUUACUCCUGUAUGAAUGGUAGUGUGGCCCAUUCUUAAGAGCAGUCAUUCCUUCUUGGACGCUCAACUGUUUUCCUGUUUCCCCAAGUUGUGUCCUCUACACCUGGACGUGAGUAAUUGGGGUGAAAUGGUGGUGGUGAUUAUCAUUAUUAUUUAUUUAUUAUUUUUUCAUGUGUAAAUGUGUGUGUGUGUGUGUGUGUGAUUGUAUGCUUGACUGCAUAUGUAGUUGUUAAUUUUAUUCAGUUUCAGGAAGAAUAAUUAGGUUCCUGUUUUAAAGGCUUCCCACCAGCAGCAUUAUCAAGUGAUUGAAGGUAUGUUGGUAUGUUUACUGUGUAGAAGUGGCUUUCUUCUCAGGGUUCCCAGACUAUAAAUAUUUUAUUGGUCUAUUUAGAUUCCAGAUUCAGACCGAGUGUUGCUAUUACAGGUUUCGUAAUAAAAAAAACUGGAUAUUGAAGGAUGGGAUAUUAUAUUGGGUGAUUGGCAACUAAGAAGGGAUUGAUAGUUCAUUUUAGAAAAUAAAGAAUAAAAAAUAUUCAAAGUACACAACACUUGUGUUGUGUACUUUGAAUAUUUUUUAUUCUUUAUUUUCUAAAAUGAAGCUAUUGUAAUAGCACUAAAAACACAGGCCUGAGUAAAACCAAAAUAUGUACCAUUAGAUAUUAUGGUGUAUGAAAAAGACAAGGGAACUCCAUGCCUAAAUAACAGGUGAGAGGAAAUAUAUUUCAUUCUAGAUUAGUUUUAAAAUAUUACACUACGCUUUCCUCAUCCCUAAUGACAACACUGCUGAUGGUUACCUUGUAGCCAUAUAUUAAUCACUAUCCAAACUUAAUCAUUAGGUUGAGAAUCUGUUUAUUCCUCUUCAGUCCAUUCCAUUUUAUUAUGUAUAUCAACGUUCAGGUGACUGGUAUGUAUGAGUAUAGUGUCCAUUUUCACCUCUCUGUGCUGUUUUAGUGCUGCCUAUGUCUGAAAGAUUAUUAUACAUUUUAGAGAGUACGUUUUAUCCCUCUGAUGCCUUGCUUGCCUGUUAGUGGUGGGGCUCAGUGGCAGAACUUAAAGAUCCAUAGGGAGAGAAGAUUUUAGUAUCUUUUCACCUUGAAAUAAGUAUUAUUAUUCUGAUUAGUGUUUGGUUCUAGUAAUUUAUUGAGAAUGCUUUACAUGGUAAUGAAACUGAUUUGUUGAGUUAUUGUCCAUUUUUCUUUGUGUAUUGUGAUUCUACCUCCUUUUUCUUUCAUUUUGAUUCAUAGCUUGGAGAAAGAAGAGAGCUGGCAGUUUUUACUGUGAAAUAUUUUUUCUAGUCUUAUUGUUAUGCAGUUAUGCACUUAUAAUGAGUGUAGAAGCACGAAUGUUUAUUAUUUAUGCAUACCAUAUUUAUAUUACAAAGAGUCUGUCCAUCUAGAUUAAAUUUUAUUAAGAGACAGACUUUCAGCACAUCAGACGUCAUGGCUGUCUGUAUUCAGGGUAUGUCCUCUGAUUGUACAAUUUUGUAAAAGUUUUUUGUAACAGUUAUGCAAAAUGCAAUUAUAGAUAUGAGGGUAUGGAA